Molecule: messenger RNA, 7239 nt
Organism: Chlamydomonas reinhardtii
Lineage: Eukaryota; Viridiplantae; Chlorophyta; Chlorophyceae; Chlamydomonadales; Chlamydomonadaceae
Exons: 62
Coding region: 452-6871 (2139 amino acids)
Molecular function (GO): protein binding
Source: RefSeq, a predicted model, not a curated record
GACCUAUCAGAACGCCGACUGGUUUAGCGCGGGACUCCUUCUUUUGCUCUUAGCAAUUAAAGCUAUCAAGAAGCCGUCCAGUACUGAAACAUAACGAACUUGACGGAAGCCUAUUUACAAAAAAAGACACUUCAAUUAUAUAUCAAACAGCUCAUCGCCACUUCAAACACACUAGUCCUGUACACAAUCAAAUACUACAACCAGCAUAGAUAAUACAUUUUGGCUGCACGCGGGCACUAAGAGCGUCUUGGCGGCCUCGGCAUGGCGCCUGAGCACAUGCCACCGGUGUGAAGCCCGUCAGACGCGGGCGCGGAUGUGCCUACAGCUAAGGAUGCAUGGUGACAGGAAUCUCUUAAUAGCGAGCGUCGGAGAGGUGGACGAUUGACGACGGAAGGUCGGUGGCAGCCAAGGCGUUCGAGUGCAGGCCUGACACGAACCCCGGCGUCACAACAUGGGGUGCGGCGCGUCUUCGGAUUGCCUUCGGGCAAACACCAUCACGCCCGAGGAGACAGAGCUCAAGGGUCUGCUCAAGUCCAUCAAGGCCUCUCCCGCCGGGCCCUCCGCGCCGGCGCUGGGGCCCAUGCGGCUGAUCGGCCUCAAAGAGGCGCUGCCGCUGGGCUCGUUGCCGGACUGCAUCUGGGACCUGAACAAUGGGUUCGACAAGUCCAUCAAGGCCGUGCCCAUGCGGUUGCUGAGGAUUGACGCGCUGCUGGGGUGGCGCGACCUCAAGGUGUACGAGCACGUGACGCCCGAGGUGGAGGCGGUGGACCGGCCGUACGACACCGUGGGGGACGACGUGUGGGCACGAACCGUGGUGCUCAGCUGGAGGUGGGGCAUGCCCAAGCCCUCCAAGCUGGAGGAGGGCUUCAGCCCCAUGACUACGGAGCAGCUGCGGGAGCUGAGGGCGCAGCUGCAGGCGGCCAAGCGGGCCGGCAUCAUCUUCGUGUGGGUGGACUGGUGCUGUGUGCCGCAGUACAGCGGGGACACCAUGGUGGAGGUGCUGCGCUCCAAACUGUUCUUCGCACGGGCCCGCAUCAUGGUUGUCCUGCCCACCUUUGCGCCGCUGCCCGCUGGCGACGGCAUCGUGCGCGUGUGCCUGGCCAAGGCCGGGCGGGUGCUGGGCCGCCGCGCGGCGGAGGGCGGCGCGCGCGCGGCGGUGGCGGGCGCCGUACUGGACAACAUCGUGUGCCGCAACCUGGUGGCGGGGCUGGAGUACUUUGGGCGGGUGUGGACGCUGGCGGAGCGGCUGGCACGGUACGGGCGGCGCGAGCGGCUGUGCAACUGGUUGCCGCUGGAGACGUGGCUGGGCAUGGUUGUUGACGCCAUGCUCAAAUCCAACGACGACGCCAGCGCCUGGCAAAUUUACAAGAAGAUGCUGGGCGAGGAGGCCUCCCGGAAACUGGACUCCAUCCUGGGGCCGCUGUCCGAGGCGCUGCGUGUGGGCACGGUGCUAGUGGCGGAGGGCCUGGAGGACCACGUGGCGGACCUGGCGGAGAUGGCGGUCAGCCGCUGGCUCAGCGACGAGGGCGGAGCCAGCGGACUGCAGGAGGCUCCCAACAAGGCCUUCCUGCAGCAGUACCUGGGGCCGGAGAGCCGCUCGGGAGUGUACCAGGCCUUUGACGAGGCCGACCGUGUGUGGGCGGUGUACAGCUACUUCUGUUGGAAGCCGGUGGCGGCGGGGUCCAGCAAGGAGGCGGCGCUGAGGGGUGCGCUGGACGACCUGGUUCGUGCUGCGGGCGGCGACCCCGCCUCGCCCGCCUGCGAGUUCCGCAGCCAGGGCAUGUACGUGCAGCUGUGGCUGGAGAAGGACAAGCACGGCCUGACGCCGCUGCACAUGGCCGCGGGCCAGGGCCACCUGCAGCCGGUCAAGACGCUGCUGGCAGCCAAGAAGACACACAUCGACAGCCGGGACAAGGACGGGCGCACGCCGCUGCUGUGGGCCGCCUCCAACGGGCGGCAGGAGGUGGUGAACGUGCUGCUCAAGGCGGGGGCGGACCGGGAGGCCCGGGAGGGCAGCACGGGGGCCAGUCCGCUGCUGCUGGCGGCGGCACACGGGCACGGCGGCACAGCCACGGUGCUGCUGGAGGCGGGGGCGUCGGUGGGCGCCAAGGAUGCGGACGGGCGCUCCUCGCUGUGGCACGCGUGUGCGGGUGGGCACCUGGGGGUGGUCAAGGUGCUGCUCAACGCCAAGGCCAAGAAGGAGAGCCUGGACAAGAAUGGUGUGACGCCCCUCCUGGCUGCGGCCAUGAACGGCCACGCCGCAGUGGCGGAGGCGCUGUUGGCGCGCGGCGUCAACAAGGAGGCCCUGGACCCGUCGGGCCAGACGCCGCUGCUGGCUGCGGCGGCGGGCGGCCACGCGGCGGCGGUGUGUGUGCUGCUUGCGCACGGAGCCGACCCCGAAGUGCGCCGCAAGGACGGCAAAACGGCGAUGUUCUGUGCGGCGGCGGCGGGGGAUGUGGAGGUGGUGAGCGCGCUGGUGGAGGGCAGAGCCGCCGUGGACGUGGCGUGUGAGCGCCAGAUGACGCCGCUGUGUGCGGCGGCGCUGCACGGCCACGCCGCUGUGGCGCGGGUGCUGCUGUCCGCGGGCGCAGACAAGGACGCCGUCGCGGCAGACGAGCUGACACCGCUGUACGCGGCGAGCGGCAAAGGACACAUCGAGGUCGUCCGGGUGCUGCUGUCGGUCGGCGCCAACAAGCAGCCGAAGCGCAAGGACGGGCGGACGCCGCUGUACGCGGCGGCGCUGGGUGGCUACGGCGACUGUGUGAAGGCGCUGCUGGGGCUGCCCUCCAACACAGAUUUUGGCGGUCCGCUGCUGUACUACGGCGCUCGUGAGGGCGUCAUGGACGUACUGCAGGGGCAGCUGGCAGCCAAGGCCGAUAAGGAGGCGCGAGGCCGGGACGGCUUCACGCCACUGCUGGCGGCGGUGUGGGCCGGGCAGCUAGCCACCGCACAGGCGCUGCUGACGGCGGGGGCUGACAAGGAGGCGAAAACCAAUGACGGCCAAACGCCGCUGUGGCUCUCCUGCACCAAGGACCACGCGACUUGCGUGCGCGCUCUCAUUGCGGCCGGGGCUAACAAAGAGGCGCUGUGGGAUGGCCUGACGCCGCUGCUGUGGGCCGCCGGGAGCGGCAGUGUGGAGGUGCUGACGGCGCUCAUCAAGGCGGGCUGCAACAAGGAGGUCCGAGACAAGGAGGGCAAGACGCCGCUGCUGGUGGCGAGCCAGAAGGACAGGUCGGAGGUGGUGAAGGCGCUGCACCUGGCGGGGGCGGACGUGGAGGCCAAGGACAAGGGCAAUCGCUCCGCGCUGCACUGGGCCAGCACCCGCGGCUAUGUGCGGGUGGCGCAGGUGUUGCUGGCCAGCGCCAAGGCCAGCACCGAGUCGGUGGACAAGGAGGGCCUGACGCCGCUGUGGGCCGCCACCAAGAACAAACAGGUGGAGCUGCUGCACGUGCUGCUGGCGGCGGGGGCCAAGAAGGAGACCCGGAACGAGGAGGGCCAGACGCCUCUCAUGUGGGCCAGUGCCACCGGGGCGGCUGACGUGGCGGCGGUGCUCAUUGGCGCCAAGGCCGACCUGGAGGCAACCGACAAGACCGCCCGCACCCCCCUGCUGGCCGCCGGCGCCGCUCGACACGUGGGGGUGGUGGCGCAGCUGCUGAAGGCGGGGGCAAACAGGGAGGCGCGGGACCCGGAGGGCCGCACGCUGCUGUUCCUGUCGGCGGCCCGCGGCGAGGGCGAGGUGGUGCGGGCCAUGUUGGGCGUGAGGGCGGACGUGGAGGCUCGCAGCGCCAAGGACGCCUUCACGCCGCUCAUUGUGGCAGCGGGCGCGGGUCAUCUGGAGGUGGUGACAGACCUGCUGGCGGCAGGCGCAGACAAGAACGCGGCGUCAGCGGACGACACCACUCCGCUGUAUGCGGCCAGCGCCAACGGCCAUUUGGAGGUGGUGCGGGUGUUGCUGGCGGCUGACGCGGACCGCAGGCCCAAACGCCGGGACGGCCUGACGCCGGUGUACGCGGCCUCGCUGGGCGGCUACACCGAGGUGGUCAAGGCGCUGCUGAGGCUGGCGCCCGCGACACAGCUGGGCGGGCCGCUGCUGUACUGGGCGGCACGCGAGGGGCACAUCGAGGUGCUGAGGGGGCAGCUGGCGGCGCGGGCGGACCGGGAGGCGCGCGGCUUCGAGGACGGCCUGACGCCGCUGCUGGCAGCCGCGGCCAGAGGCCGGCUGAAGGCGGUGGUGGCGCUGCUGGCGGUGGGGGCGGACCGGGAGGCGCGAGACCCAGCGGAGGCGCGCACGCCGCUGCUGGUGGCGGCGGCGGAGGGGCACGUGGACAUUGUGAAGGCGCUGCUGGAGGCUGGCGCGAACAAGGAGGCCCGGGACAAGGGCGGCCUGACGGCGCUGCUGACCGCCGCCGCCGCCGGGCGCGGCAACGCCGUGGGCACCGUCAGUGCGCUGCUGUCGGCGGGGGCGGACGUGGAGGCCAAGGACAAGGGCUCGGGUCUGACCAGCCUGGCUCUGGCGGGCAUGCGCGACAACGCCGAGGUUAUGAAGGUGCUCAUCGCGGCGGGCGCGGACAAGGAGGCCAAGGACCAGGACGGCCGCACGCUGCUGGCGCUGGUGGCUGGCGGCGGCCGGCUGCAGGCGCUGCACUGCCUGGUGGCGGCGGGGGCGGACCUGCGGGCGCGCGACGGCGAGGGCCGCACACCGCUGGCGCUGGCGGGCGAGGCGGGGCAGCUGGAGGCGGUGCGGGCGCUGCUGCAGAGCGGUGCCGACACGGAGGCCAAGGACUCGCGGCUGCGCAACACGCCGCUGCUGGCCGCCGCCGCCGUGGGCAACCUGGAGCUCACAGAGCUGCUGCUGGCGGCGCGGGCGGACAGGGGGGCAAAGAACGCGGCCGGCAUGACGGCGCUGCACGUGGCCACCUCCAACGGCCACGUGGAGGUGGUCAAGGCGCUGCUGGGCGGCGGGGCGGACCUGGAGGGCCGCAACGAGGACGGCGAGCCGGCGCUGUUCCUGGCCUGCCGCCUGGGCCGACUGCCAGUGGUGAAGGCGCUGCUGGCGGCGGGAGCCAAGGUGGACGCCACGGGGGCGGACGGCUGCACCGGCCUGCACCACGCCGCGGCGUCGGGGCACAUGGACGUCGUCCGCACCCUGCUGGCGGCCGGCGCAAGGCAGGACGCCCGCGGCAAGGAUGGCAAAACGCCGCUGUACGCGGCGGCGUUGAUGGGCCACGACUCGGUGGUGAAGGUGUUGCUGCGAAUAAACGCAAACAUGGAGCUGGGCGGUCCGCUGCUGUACUGGGCGGCGCGGCAGGGCCAUGCUGACGUCAUCAGGGGCCAGCUGGCGGCGGCGGGCGUGGACAAGGAGGCGCGCGGCAAGGACGGGCUGACUCCGCUGCUGGCUGCCUGUGCGAACGGGCGGACGGAGGCGGCGCAGGCACUGCUGGCGGCGGGCGUGGAGAAGGAGGCCAAGGACAAGAACGGCCUGACUCCGCUGCUGGUGGCGGGCAUGGGCAACCACCUGGGGGCGGUGAAGGCGCUGCUGGAGGCGGGCGCAAACAAGGAGGCGCGCAACUCGCAAGGCCAGACGCUGCUGAUCUGGGCUGCUGGCGCGGGGCUGCACGAGCUGAUGAAGCUGCUGCUGACGGCGGGCGCGGCCAUGGACGCCACGACGUCGGACGGCCACACGGCGCUGUGGGUGGCGGGGCUCAACGGGCGGCUGGAGGCCGUGAAGGCGCUCAUCGGCGCGGGGGCCAACAGGGAGGCCGUGCUCAGCAAGAAUGGCCCCACGCUUCUGCACACGGGCGCGGCGCGGGGGCUGGUGGACCUGGUUCGAGUACUGCUGGCGUGCGGAGCCAACAAGGAGGCCGUGACGGCGGGCCACACCCCGCUGUGGACUGCGGGUGUGAACGACCAGCUGGAGGUCGCGAAGACGCUUCUCAAGAGCGGGGCGGAGAAGGAGGCCAGGGACAAGGAUGGUCAGACGCUGCUUCACUGGGCUUGCUCCAACGGCAAGACCACACUUGUGAAGGCGCUGCUGGACGCGGGCGCAAACAAGGAAGCACUAAACUCGUCUGCCAACACGCCGCUGUGGAGCGCCGGCCUCAAGGGGCACCUGGAUGUGGUGAAGCAGCUGGUGGCGGCGGGGGCAAACAUAGAGGCGGCGGGCGGCAAGAGCGGCAUGACCCUGCUUGUGUACGGCUGCUGGCGCGGCGAGCUCGCGCUGGUGAAGACGCUGCUGGGGCUGGGCGCAAACAAGGAGGCACGCGACAAGGAUGGAGACAACGCGCUGUGGCUUGCGGCCCAGUACGACCAACACGACGUCCUCAACGCGCUGCUGGCCGCCGGCGCCGACCCCUCCGCGACCAACCGCGACGGCGACUGCCUCACACACUGGGCGGCGGCGCGCGGCAACGUCACAGUGCUGGCGGCGCUGCUGGCGGCGGGCGCAAAGCCAGAGGCGCGCAACCCGCGCGGCCUGACGCCGCUGUGGUGUGCGGCGCUCAACGACAAGCCGGAGGCGGUGCGCGCACUCGUCCGCCACAAGGCCAAAGUGGAUGUGGUGCUGGAGGCGCCGCCCGCCGGCAGCAGCAGCAGCGGCGCCGCGGCGUCUGCGGCGGGCGGCGCCGUGGGCCAGACGCCGCUGUUCUGUGCGUGCGCCGCCGGCAAGCUGGCGCUCGUGAAGGCGCUCAUCGACGGCGGUGCGAACGUCAACUUUGCGCGCACGGAGGACGGCGUGACGGCGCUCAUGGUUGCGGCGGAGAAGGGACACGGCCGGGUGGCUGACGCGCUGCUGGCGGCGGGCGCCAACAGGGACGCAGUGGACCGCAGCGGACAGAGCGCCCGCACCAAGAGCGCGGCGUGGGUGAGGCUGUAACGUAGCAAGGCUGCGCAGCAGACAGGGCGGACGUGCGUGGCUCAGAUCCUCGCAAAGGAGGUCGGUUUGGAACUAUCGUGAUGCGGCAGCGUGCAUAACUGCGGUGCGUAGGGCUAGUGGUGCUAGCGGCACAGGGGCAGGUGAAGAUGCGCGGGCGGCGCGUGAACGCACGGGUACCGUAUUUUUCUCGCCAACUUGGUUGCAUAAGUUGCCGGUGGCGGCGCAAUGUGCAUUGCGCGUGUUUGUGACGGGGCAAGCCAAGGGGCAAGAGUUUGUAACUGCAAAUGCUGAUUGCGGAAUCAUCAGAUGCAUGCAGUGUACUGAUUGCGUCUGCACUGCCUCGUUCUGGCGCUGUUAGCUGUACCCUG